Lampris incognitus (smalleye Pacific opah) is the source of this 3528-nucleotide messenger RNA. RefSeq names its product transmembrane protein 251 (gene lyset). The transcript has 2 exons. The record is from RefSeq and is a predicted model, not a curated record. The coding region runs from base 134 to 541 and encodes 135 amino acids. Lineage: Eukaryota; Metazoa; Chordata; Actinopteri; Lampriformes; Lampridae.
CUUAAGAGUCACAUGACACAACUCUGAGUGUGAAGAGGGAGUCCGGUCGGUCGUCAGAUAACGUGAAUCAAAUCAAACCCUUUCCAUUUCAGUUGCUCUGCCUGCUAUGUAAAGGAAGGGCAGAGUAUGGAGAAUGAUGAAUUUUCGUCAGCGGAUGGGAUGGAUUGGUGUGGGCCUGUAUCUGUUAGUCAGCGUUGUGGUGGUGUAUUACGUCUUUGAGAUCAAACGCUUCACGCUGGAGCACGUUGAGAGGGCUGAAUACCAGCAGGGCGGCGCUGCUUCCUCUCCCCUCCCCUCCUCUCUCACCUGGAGCCAAAGCCUCAAGACUCGCCUGCUGCACCUCCCCUUCUGGGUGUGGGUCACCAUCUUUCUCAUCCCUUACCUCCAAGUUUUCCUGUUCCUCUACUCCUGCACUCGGGCAAAUCCCAAAACAGUGGGCUACUGCAUCCUGCCCAUUUGUUUGGCAGUGCUGUGUAACCGUCACCAGACCUUUGCGAAAGCAUCCAAUCAGAUCAGCCAGCUGCAGCUGAUUGACACCUAACAUGGGCAACUGACUGAACUACUGACAGCAGGUAGUUGAGUGGGCAGUGCCUGUAGAGGAUGAUUCAGGCUGGUUUUAGACUUGUAGUACACUGUGGGUGAGGGUGUCUCCCCACCUGCCACCCAAUGACUGCUGGGAUAGGCUCCAGCAUCCCCCACAACCCUGAGAGCAGGAUAAGUGGUUGGGUAAUGGAUGGAUAGCACACUGCACUAAGCUGCAUAAGCAACCCACUGACACUGGGCUUUUUGUCAUGAGGAAGUGGGUAGAUAUCUCGAUGGUACGUGUUCUACAUGUGAUUUCUUACAAUGAACAAAAAGUGGACCAAAAGGGAUGAUAAGGGGACGGUGAAUCCAAUCCCCCAUAUAAAUCUUUCAAAAAAAUAUCAUUUUGUUCCAUGCAUUUGAAUAGUGUUAUUUCAUGUUUACUCAUUUUGCCCAAGUUUGGUCAGUCCAAUAGUUUCAGUUUUCUGGGAUCAGUAUUUUCCAUCAAAUCAGUAGCUUGUGCCUUUACAAAUUUGCCCUUAAAUGUCUGAAGAGAGCCCACACAAAACUCACCACUUUCCAAAUUACAUUUACUUAUACUGGAUUCAGUUGUUGAUGGAUACAAACCUCAUGUUUUAUUGAUGACCAGAGCUGCAGAAAAAAGUUUUAGGUUUCCUUUAACUUUUUGACACUGAUAGUUGUUUAAUGAUGAGGAAUAUUUGUGAAAUGCAGAGCUAGUAGCAUCUUUGGCCAUAAUUCUAGACGUGUCAUCCUCAUCUGGCGUGAAUGGUUACUGUGGUGAGACUGAUGUAGCAUCAAACCAAAAGCCUGAAUUUAUGUCUGUUCUUAUAAAUUAGUUUUUGUAUUAGUAAAGGUUAUUGGGGAAUACACCGUUUUCAAGUGCUAUUCACAUGACUAAUUGACUCGGUGCUAGUUCAUGAACCAAGAACAAUUGAGAUGCAUGGUAUGGCACUCGUAGCGGCUUAAACAUCGACAAAGGUUGCUAUUUCUAGCAUGCAGAUAGUCGUAGGGUUAGGGGGUACAUCCACUACAGUUAUCAGGUAAAAGUAAGUUAAACCGUUCAGUCAGGAAGGGGAUUUAACAAUAUAUUCUGCAGUGUGUUGUAGCCUACCUAUCCAUUCAACAGUUACCAAAAUAUGUUAUUUAAGCAGGUUCAAGCAGUGUCUUUAACAAUUACUAGAAAAAUAAAACUAGGUUUCAUUUUAACACAUCUAAAUGACCUUUCAUAGCAAACAAGGUAAUACAUUAAUAAACAGUAAAACAAAUAAACAACUUCAUAAUCGAUAGAAGCAACAAAAUACAGCCAAAACAUUAUUUCACGUUAAGUCUAAAGUGGUAACUUGUGGAGCUACUUCAGAGCUCCCCAAGUGGUUCUGAGGUCGAGGCAGGGCAGCAUCCAGGUUCUACAAUCUCCAGGUCCUAGUGACAAAAUUAGCAUCAGGAUCAAGUCAAGUCCAUUUUAUUUGUAUGGCCCAAUAUCACAAAUUACAAGUACUACGUGUUAUUUCACAUACCGUGCAGGGAGAGCCCUGCAGCAUGACUGAAACGUACCCAAGAGUUAAAUGAAAUGGCCUCAGCUGUGCAAAUGAGAAUGAGCAGCAGACAGCUGAUGUGUGCGUACCUAGUCAUGUGACUUGUUGCUGUGGCGUGCUUCCUCUCACCACAGUGGCGUGUCUGCUUCACAUGUUCCCUGCCAGUUGUUCUCCUUGCUUCAUGUGCUUGUUGCAGCAAAAACACAGCCCUGCACAUCUCUUAUGCUACUGUGCGCUUGUUUGGAACUUGUCUUAACAAAGUUUAAGAUGUGAAUGCCUUUGGACUUUUAAAAUUGUUCAGCAUUUUAAGCUCAUUUUUGAAUCUAUCUAAACUGUUAGUACUAUUUAACACUUUUGAUAUUUACCUUUCCGUGAAAAAUGCUCCCUUAUAAAAUAAUGAUGUUGUAGGGCAUUCAACACCUACAGUGGAGGGCUGAUGUCAAAAUUUACUCCAGGCACCUCAGACUUGCACUGAAUUUACAAAUCAGCUGACAUUUUCUUCAUAAAAUACCUUUCUAGUUUUAAGUACAGGUUACUUUUUAUCUAUAUUGAAGGGUCGGCAUAAAACUCCCCAAUAUUUUAGCUGAACCUUUCCACUCGUGUGAUCCACCGUGGGGUUGUUUAUUACCUUUGAUCACCUUACCCAGUUCACCAGUCAGAGGGAUUGCUUGAUGUGUAGUGGCAUUAUUCUGGUCCCAGCAGACAACAGUGACGUCUUCAGGAUUAGUCCAUAUACCAAAGACCUCUGUCAACACCCACUGUGUCUACAUUGACAAAUGGCUGCUCAGGCUGUGGUCCUUUUCAAAGAGGCUUUUGUCUUUGUGUAUCUGAUGCUCACGAUACCUCGUGGACCCACCAUUGGGGUAAGGUGCAAUGCAGGCCGGGCGGCAGGCAAAGGCGGGGACUGGGGCAAGCCGACUUCCGGCAUCGCAGACUGGUCCAGGAGUACCAACUGGGAGGAGACCUCAGGGCAGACCCAGAAUUCGCUGGAGGGACUACAUGUCCAAUCUGGCCUGGGAACGUCUUGGGAUCCCCCAGGAGCUGGAGGGCGUUGCUGGGGAGAGAGACAUCUGGAGUGCCCUACUUCGCUUGCUGCCACCGCAUCCCAGAGAAGCGGCUGAUGAUGAGAUGGUGUAUCUGAUGCUCCUUUCUUUGUAAAUCUAAAUGCACUGGGGCUAUAACAGGUCUGGACUUCCUGUUUAGUAAAUGCAAUUCUACUGUCCUUUCCAUUCAAACCACAGAAAGUGGAAUCAGCUCGUCUGGACACAGCGCUUAUUGAGAGAAAUAAACAGUGUCCAGAUGAGCCGAUUCCACUUUCUGUGGUUUCCUUACCUGGGUUAAUGAGUAUACAACAAGACACUUUCUGAGUGACAAGGUGGCCUGAAAAACUGUCAUUUUCCCACAAGGAAGUUGGUGUAUUCAUCUGUGGGUCAUUGGGCAAGGCAUCAAAGAC